Molecule: messenger RNA, 1584 nt
Organism: Micromonas pusilla CCMP1545
Lineage: Eukaryota; Viridiplantae; Chlorophyta; Mamiellophyceae; Mamiellales; Mamiellaceae
Exons: 1
Coding region: 1-1584 (527 amino acids)
Source: RefSeq, a predicted model, not a curated record
AUGCGCGCGACGGCGCCCCCCGCCCCCGCGGAAUCCGCGUCUCUGCUCGCGCCGCGCGAGCGGGACGGCUCGAACCCGCGCGCGCGGACGCUCGCGCGCGCGCUCGCGACGACGGGCGCGCUCGCGGGCGCGCUCGCGCUCGCGAUGUUCGUCUUCGUCGCGUCUUCGUCGCGUCUUCAGGGAUCCCCGCUCGCGCGCGCGUCGUCGUCGUCGUCGUCGUCGUCGUCGUCGUCGUCGUCGUCGUCAUCGCGCGCGGACGGCGCGAUGACGUCCGCGCUCGGGCUCACGGCCGCGCAGAUCGACGCGAUCAUCGAGGCGAACAAGCAGCCGACGACCAUCGUGGCGACGGAGGGCCCGAUUCAGAUGUUCGCGCCGCCCGCGCCGCCCGCGCUGCCGGCCCCGCCGCCGCCGCCGUCGCCGCCGCCGCCGCCGGACCCGGCGAUCGCGCGCGCGGCGAAAGCCGCCGUCGCGGACAAUCUCGAGCGCGUCCUGAACGCGUGGGACGAAGACGACGCGAGGCGGGCGCCUUCGGUCCCGGCGAACGACGCGACGACCGCCGGAGCGAAGUCGACGACGACGACGGCGGCGGCGGCGGCGAAGACGGAGACGACGACGACGACGACCGACGCCGCCGCCGUGAACGACCCGUACGAGUACGACGACGGCGGAUCGUACGACUACUCGACCCGCGCCGCCGCGGCGGACGCGGACGCGGACGAAGACGACGCGCCGCCGUCGGGAGAAGUCGCGGUCGUCUCUCCGCCCGCGGUUUCGGGAGAAGUCGCGGUCGUCUCUCCGCCCGGGGAUUCGUCGUACGCGUCGUUCGCGCUCCCGAAGCCGCUCGCGGCGCUGGAACCGCCGCCGGCGCCGCCGCCCGCGGCCCUCGUCGAUGUCGAUCGCGAACGCGGCGUGCGGGACGAGCUGCGACGCUCGCAUGCCGCCGUCGACGCGGAGAUGGAAAAAGAAGCGCGCGAAAACGUCCAGAGCUUUUUCGAUCGCGACGGCAACGCGACCGCGGCGACCGCGGCGACCGCGGCGACCGUGGCGACCGCGGCGGCGGCGCCGCCGGACGCGUCCGCGGCGAUCGUCGGGCCGCCGGAGCCGCCUCCGCGGAUCGCGCCGGACCCGGAGAAGGCGAAGAGGGACUUCGCGCACGCCCUGGCGGCGAUGGAGCGCGGCGAGACGGUCGACGACGAUCUCGACGCGGAAGACGGCGCGUCGACCGUCGCCGGCGACGCGCGCGGUGGGGAGACGAGAAACGCCAAGAACGACGAGCUGGACGACGUGUUAUCCGGCGUGUCGCUGGACGAGAACGCGCGCGACGACGACGACGACGACGCGGCGGCGGCGCCGGCGCCGGCGCCGGAGGCGGCGCGCGCGCGCGAGGCGGCGGGGGACGACGACGACGACGACGACGCCGACGCGCGCGCCGACGCGCCGGCUCCCGCGCCGGCGCGCGCGGCGGACGACGCGAACGAGGGUGUUACGGGUGUUACCGACGAGGGGCGCCGCGACGACGGGGACGAGGAGAACCGACGACGCGCGUUUGAGAUCCUGAGGCGUCUGGACGCGAAGACGUUUUGA